Molecule: messenger RNA, 585 nt
Organism: Amphimedon queenslandica
Lineage: Eukaryota; Metazoa; Porifera; Demospongiae; Haplosclerida; Niphatidae
Product: fibrinogen C domain-containing protein 1-A-like
Exons: 1
Source: RefSeq, a predicted model, not a curated record
ACCGGUAUUGUUCAUUUACAGGUAUAUUGUCAAGAUGGAUAUACUGUGUUUCAGAGGAGACAAGAUGGAUCUGUUGAUUUCUACAGGGGUUGGAUUGACUAUGAGAAUGGAUUUGGUGACCUUACUGGUGAGUUUUGGUUAGGAUUGAGCAAGAUUCAUCGUCUUACGAAAGAAGGAUCACACCAACUAGAUGUUUAUUUUGCACGUCAACUUGUGUAUUAUAAUUCAUUCAGUGUGAGUGAUCGUGCCACUGAAUACACAAUAAAUCUCCAAUACUCAGGUGUAUAUGUUUAUAGUAAUCCCAAAACAGCUGGUGAUUCAAUGGCUGGUAGGCACUCUCUCAAUGGAAUGAAGUUCAGUACAAUGGAUAAUGAUAAUGAUAAACAUGUUGAUAAUUGUGCUAUGCUUCAUCAUGGUGCCUGGUGGUACAACAGUUGCUCUGAUUCUAAUCUCAAUGGUCUAUACUCUGCAACUAAUGAGACUGGAAUAUUUUGGUUGGACUAUACAUCUCAAAGUACUCCUCUCCCAUAUACAAGGAUGCGUAUUUAUCGCGAGAGUUAAAUAAUGGCAAUUGGAAUGGAUCAC